AUGCCUCCAGGCCAGACCAUCCCCGCCAACCUCUCCUUCGCCGUCGCCCGCCAGGUCCUCAAGCCAGAGGACAUGGAGCGUCUGGCAUGCGCCUUCCUCAACGCCACCGAGACCUUCGACGCCGACAAGGCCGCCCGCGAGUUCGGCAAAUGCAAGGCCGACAGCUUCAAGCGUUCCAUCUGGGUCAUCACCAAGACGCUCAAGGAGCACGGCGGCGAUAUUGACGGCGACGGAGAUCCUGCCGCUGCUAAGCCGAAGCAGCGGGGACGCAAGCGCAAGGCGGAUGGGGAUGAGGGUGAGCCGUCGCCGAAGAAGAAGGACAGGGGUGCGAAGAAGUCCAAGGCUGAGACCGAGGAGGAUGCCGAUGAUGAGGCGCCUGUCAAGGCUGAGCGGAAGGACGACGAGAGUUCUGAGGAGAACUUGGUCUGA
Messenger RNA from Zasmidium cellare ATCC 36951, 429 nucleotides. RefSeq lists its product as uncharacterized. The transcript is spliced from 3 exons. The record is from RefSeq and is a predicted model, not a curated record. NCBI's taxonomy places the organism in Eukaryota, Fungi, Ascomycota, Dothideomycetes, Mycosphaerellales, Mycosphaerellaceae. The coding region runs from base 1 to 429 and encodes 142 amino acids.